CUGCCCUGCUGGCUUGGUCUGGCGUUACGGCGGCCUCGCUGCUGGCGCUGUUCGGUGGUUUGGACCAACCGAUCGAGGAAGACUAUCGUCAUCACCCCUCCUCGGCGCCACUCACCAUCACCACCACCACCGGGCGUCAAGGGAAGAAGGCGUCCCCGAGGCCGAGCCUGCUCUUACCGGGCUUGGGGAGCGAGCGUCCAGCACCAGCAGGCCGGCGGCCGAUUGAAUUCCUCGUCGAGGCCCCCCUCGGCAAUAAAUUGGUGCGGGGAUUUCCUCCCUGACCUAACCGGCCAGCCAGCAGGUCGCGGUCGAGGUUCUCUUCUCGGCUCGAUUUCCUCCCGCGGCGGAGGGCCGGCCGGGUGGAGCAUGCGUCGCGUGCGGGUGUCCUCGCACCAGGCGCCCGUCCACAAGCUCGGCGACGGCCAGAUGAAGCUGACGCCGAGGUUCCGCCUGGCGGCGACCCCGGCUUCGUCGUCGGGUCCGCAGCAGGCGUCGUGGGAGGCGGCGGAGGCGCUGAUCCCGGGGCUCCCCGACGACGCGGCGCUGAACUGCCUGCUGCGGCUGGCCGUGGAGUCCCACGGCGCGUGCAGGCUGGUGUGCCGGCGCUGGCGCCAUCUCCUGGCAGACAAGGCCCGGUUCUUCGCGCAGCGGCGGGCGCUGGGGCUGCGCGCGCCGUGGCUGUUCACGCUGGCGUUCCACCGCUGCACGGGCGAGAUCCAGUGGAAGGUGCUGGACCUGGGGCAGCGCAGCUGGCACGCCAUCCCGGCCAUGCCGUGCCGCGACCGCGCCUGCCCGCGCGGGUUCGGCUGCGUGGCCGUCCCUGCUGCCGGCGACGGCGGGGACGCGCUCGUGGUCUGCGGCGGGCUGGUCUCCGACAUGGACUGCCCGCUGCACCUCGUGCUCCGGUACGACGUGUGCCGGAACAGGUGGGCCGUGAUGGCGCGGAUGCUGGCGGCGCGGUCCUUCUUCGCCGGCGGCGUCAUCGACGGCCGCGUGUACGUCGCGGGAGGGUACAGCGCGGACCAGUUCGAGCUGAGCUCCGCCGAGGUGCUCGACCCCGCUGGCGCCGGCGCGUGGCGGCCGGUCGCCAGCAUGGGGGCCAACAUGGCGUCGGCCGACUCCGCCGUGCUCGGCGGCAGGCUGUACGUGACCGAGGGGUGCGCGUGGCCCUUCUUCUCGGCGCCGAGGGGCCAGGUGUACGACCCGAGGGCGGACCGGUGGGAGGCGAUGCCGGCGGGGAUGCGGGAAGGGUGGACGGGGCUGAGCGUCGUCGUCGCGGGACGCCUGUUCGUCGUCUCGGAGUACGAGAGGAUGAAGGUCAAGGUGUACGACCCGGAGACGGACUCGUGGGACACGGUCGGCGGCGCCCCCAUGCCCGAGCGCAUCAUGAAGCCCUUCUCGGUGAGCUGCGUCGACAGUAGGAUCGUAGUCGUCGGGCGAGGCCUCCACGUCGCGAUUGGGCAUGUGCGGGAGGAGCCCGCUGGCGGCGGUCCUGGUAGCAGGGGAGCGCCAGGCUACUCCGUUUGCUGGCAGGACGUGGACGCUCCUAAGGAGUUCAGCGACCUGACACCUUCGAGCAGUCAGAUUCUGCAUGCUUAGCUGCUUGUUGAGCCAGCCAGCCACUGCCCACUGAUGAGACGCGCAAUCGAGUAGGAUCUUUUCGAGUCUCUAUUAUAAGGAGGGAGCUGGAGAUGUAAAGAAAUAAACCGAGGCUUUUCAAAUCGGGGAGAGAUGAAUUGAGGCUCUUCUGCCUGGUUGUAAGUAGAUUUGCUUGUCCAGUUUCUCCAACAUAUCUGUUGCUGUGUUUCGCUCUUUGGUGUUUCAUUGGUCAGAAAAAAAAGAACUGUUGCUGUCUUGCUGAAUC
This is a messenger RNA of Zea mays, 1864 nucleotides long. Its product is annotated as F-box/kelch-repeat protein. The coding region runs from base 367 to 1599 and encodes 410 amino acids. NCBI's taxonomy places the organism in Eukaryota, Viridiplantae, Streptophyta, Magnoliopsida, Poales, Poaceae. The transcript has 2 exons. The record is from RefSeq and is a predicted model, not a curated record. Gene Ontology annotation, molecular function: protein binding.